AUGAGUAUGAGUCAGUCAGUCAGUCAGUAAUAAAAAAGGUGUGAAAAUACUUUUAAAAUUAUUAUUUUAGAUAAGCCACCAAUAUGAACACACUACCAGGAAUUCUUGCCUUCACAAUAUUUGGAACUAUGACAUCAGCGCGGUACAUCUUCCGAGACCGUGACGACAUGAUAUCCAUGCGCCGUCCUCCUUACCUGGGGAUAGUUCCUGUGAUCGACUACCCGAUCUUUUCAGACGUUCAAGCGCAAUGGGUUCCGUACCGGACGUUUGACACCAACAGCUACAAAGCGUUCGAAUUCCCAACGUAUCCAACAGAAAAACAAGAUAUUGGUUUCGUAACUCGGUUUCUGCCUCCUCCCUUUUCACGUUCAAGUAACAGACAAAAGAGAAGUGUCAACCCCCUACCACCUGGAAUGCCACUGGUUAUGCCGAUGAACCGAGGGGCGUUUCCUCUGUAUGCCAAUAUGAUCGGAUUCCGUCACAUGCUACCUUCAUACUACCGCUACGACUUCGACAACCUUUCUUCUUACAAGCAUGGAAUCAACCCAACCUCAAUUAAUCCAGUCCCUAAAGGCAAAUUCAAUUUUGCGCCACCAGUUAUCUCCCCUGGCGUUGAUUCAAAAGUCAAUAUGGCGCCCAUUUCAAGUUCGCUCCAAGCAAACAAGAGCAAACUGCCAGCGUGGUACACGCAGCCCGACAGCUGGAUGUGGCCCCAAGGUCACAAGAGCGGGCCCUUAUUUGGGGUCAAACGACUCAAGAAAUCUGUCCGAGCGGCCCCAAAACCAUUACAAGGUUUGGAAGACGGAAACUGACUGCCAACAAUGUGAGAACAAAAACAGUUACCGUUGGUGUCUUUGGAAGAGGUUUUGACCUGUUCAGCAAGAAUUGAAAUCCACGUCUAUUCGGGAAGAACUACGAAAAAAAAACAAGAGUGCUGUCUUUUGCAAUUUCCGUUAACUUGUUAUAAAGUUUGCUUUGUUUCAUGGCCAUAUUUUUUAUUUAUUCGGUUUUCACUUGCCUAACAAAUACUGGCUGUUCCAGAAGGAAUUUUAAGGAUGAAUGCAUUAUCUGCAUGAUCAUGACGCUAAAACGUAACGAAAGUUGCCGUAUAAAAUCGUGAUUCUGUGCAAUAUUUUGACAACAAAAAAACGGUUAUUCUGAUUGUGCUAUUUACCACGUUGUUGGUAAAUGCAUCUUAUUUAUUUUAUUUUGUGUUUUUAACGUGAUUUGACCACUCCAUUAUUCUUACAAUAUGUUCACAUGUAAUACUACACAUAAAUGUAUGCUGAAUAUGCACGUCUGUUUCACUGAUCUGUACUUAAGCUGAAGUGGUGAGAACAAUGGAAUUUAUAUUUAUCUUAAGUUAUCUUUUUUUCUGUUUUGUAUUGUUCGUUUUUAGUAUUUUCUUUCCUUUUUUUUUUCUUUUUUUGUGUCUUUUGUCUUUUUUGUUUGAAUGAGACUGACUAAUCAGUUCAUUUCCGUCGUAUUCAGAAAUAAAUAUUUAAAAGCGCGGUCUGCUGAAUAACUGCUAGUCUUGAAUGACCUGAAUGUCCUCUUCCUUUCGUUAUCAAAGUGUGAGUGGAAAAACACAAAUAAAACGACUUCUGUAACCGUUGACAUUUCUUCUUCUUCUUUUUUUUAAAAAUUCAUCGAAUAAAGUAAAUAACGUGUACAAUUGACGUAACUCUGUAUAUAUAUAUAUAUAUAUAUUUAAUGUUCGAAAUACGUUGCAGCAAAUUAAAGACCAUUGGUAAAACUGAAAUUUAAAAUCAGUCUCAAAUAUUUUGUUUUAAAUAUUUAAUCAAUUGAGUAAAAUAUUUUUACAAACAUGUUUCAGCAAUUUGUCGUAACGGUACCCACAUCAGAUUUUAAAUCUAUAAAUAUUAUACAAAACAUACAAUUUAAUUUUCUUCCAAUUUGUAAAGAAUGAUUAUAUAUUUCGAAAAGAAUACAGUAGAAAAUGGACUUUUAACAAUACAUCGCAUUCCAAUUCUUCUCCUUUUUUCACUUUCAAUGACAACUUUUCGCCUGUUGCUGUAUGAGAUGUAUUUUAUGUAACCUGAAGUUAAAUAGUAAACACAUGAGUAAAAUAAGUAAAAUAAUAUGAUUUAAUUUUUAAAUUGGGAUGUUAAAAAGCCUUAUUUUGUAACUAAACAUUGUGCAUUUUAGGGUUAACUGAUAUCUGUAUUUUCUUCAUGGAAUUAAAUUACUGAGAAUGUAUUCGUUUAUCUUCGUUGUCUUAGUUAUAUUGUGUACAAUUUCUGUUCACUUGUUUGACAUUAUAUGAAUAAAAACAAUAUGAAUAUGUCUAUAGUUUCUUUUUGUAAAAUAAAAUAAUAUAUUAACAUA
Molecule: messenger RNA, 2349 nt
Organism: Gigantopelta aegis
Lineage: Eukaryota; Metazoa; Mollusca; Gastropoda; Neomphalida; Peltospiridae
Exons: 5
Coding region: 84-812 (242 amino acids)
Source: RefSeq, a predicted model, not a curated record